This is a messenger RNA of Acanthocheilonema viteae, 405 nucleotides long. NCBI's taxonomy places the organism in Eukaryota, Metazoa, Nematoda, Chromadorea, Rhabditida, Onchocercidae. The record is from the annotation of a GenBank genome assembly.
AUGGAAAUAGGUGCUGAAGAAGCAUUUCGUCUCGAUGAUGUUGAACUUACAACCGCAAUUGAUGAAAAUGUCAGUUUUCAUUUAUCAUCUGUUUCUCCGUCAGCAAUUUCAGGCCUUACAGAAUACGAAAAUGAACAGGCAACAGAUCCGGGAAAUAACUAUUACCAAUUACAAACAAUAAUUGAGCAUGAUAAAUCACCGGUAUGGUGGAGAAAUGAAGAGAAUUCAACUUUUCUAAAUUCACCAGACUUUGGACGACCACCACUGCCAAGGUUCACCGAUGCUUUUGCAAAUGCUAGCUUCGAGAAUCCAGUAAAUUCAAAUGUGGAAUCAGAAGAGCAUCCAUGGCAGGAGGUGGAUUUGAAAAUUACUGAUGAAUGUCUGUUUUUUGAUUUAUCCAUGUGA